AUGGCUCAGCUAGAUCACCCAGCAAGUUUCAAGCUCCUCAGCCUCUUCUCCCUAAUACCCCACGCGUGGGCAACCCUCUAUUCGCCCUACGCAUUCGACCCUCUCAAGCAUUUAGGCAGAGUAUCUCCAUAUUUCGAGCCCCGCGACGCUCAACCCUCUUCUCCAGACGCCCCACAAGGUUGCACGGUGACUCGCGCUGCUUACCUAUCUCGGCAUGGCGCUAUCAAUGUAAACGACGACGAUUAUGAGGACUGGAUCGAACCCUUCCUGUCGAAGUUUCAGAACCACACAGGCACCGACUGGUCCAAGAUACCGCCAUUAAACUUCCUAGCCAAUUACGUCUCUCCAUUCGCGCCUGGCGAAGAACCAGAGACGCCGACGAGGAUCGGCGAGUUGGAAUCCACACAGCUCGCUGCGGACAUCACCAUACGAUAUCCAAGCCUCAAAAUCCCCUCGCGCGUGUGGGCUUCAGCCCCGGACCGAACGUUCUUUUCCGGGAAGGCGUUUGUGCGGGGACUCCAAACCGACGACCACCCCAUCAACCUCGUUAGUGUCGUCGAGGGGCAUCAAGGUGGCGCUAAUAGUCUGGUGCCGUACCAAGCAUGUCCCGCAUACCACGAGGGAAACGAUGAAGCGAAAACUUACCGUGAGAUUUUCACGAAGCCUAUUAAGGCGCGCUUCAAUUCGCUUGCUCCUGAGUACAAUUUCACCACUACUGAUGUCGUCGGAAUGAUAUUGCUCUGCGGCUAUGAAUCUGUCAUCCGUGGUAACUCCCCAUUUUGCAACUUAGAACUCUUUUCGCCAGAUGAGUGGUUAGGUUGGGAGUACGCGGACGAUAUACGGUAUCAUUACGACGUGGGAUACGGUAACCCGUUCUCUGGCAUCAUCGGAUUUCCGUGGUUCAACGCCACUGCCGAGCUACUGAUGCGCGAAACUGCCGACGAGGAUUUGUAUGUGAGUUUUUCGCAUCGCACGCUUCCGUCUAUGGCGUUUGUCGCGAUGGGGUUAUUUAAUAACUCCGCGUUUGGAGGGACUGGUGCGGCAAUCAAUGAUACGAUGCCGUUGGAUCGCAUUAACCCUCGGCGGGCGUGGAGGACUUCUGAGAUCACGCCUUGUCUGGGAAAUUUAGCUAUUGAGAGAUUAGCCUGCAAAGGGAGUUACGGGUUCGAAGAUGGCGAUUAUUAUCGUCCGCUGGUGAACCACGCGCCGCAGCCAUUGCCGGGAUGUACCGAUGGACCAGGUGGAAGUUGUUCGAGAAGCGGAUUCGAGAGCUUUAUCGAAGAAAAGGAGAAAAUGUUUGGCGGGUUUUCCCAAAGGUGUCAGGUCGACUAUGAUAACAGUACGGAUUUCGUUUCUUUCUAUGAAUAG
Molecule: messenger RNA, 1368 nt
Organism: Annulohypoxylon maeteangense
Lineage: Eukaryota; Fungi; Ascomycota; Sordariomycetes; Xylariales; Hypoxylaceae
Product: histidine acid phosphatase
Exons: 1
Coding region: 1-1368 (455 amino acids)
Cellular component (GO): fungal-type cell wall
Molecular function (GO): acid phosphatase activity
Source: RefSeq, a predicted model, not a curated record